This is a messenger RNA of Syngnathoides biaculeatus (alligator pipefish), 1952 nucleotides long. It is a transcript of the gene aldh3b4, whose product is annotated as aldehyde dehydrogenase 3 family, member B2. Gene Ontology annotation, molecular function: aldehyde dehydrogenase (NAD+) activity. The coding region runs from base 189 to 1694 and encodes 501 amino acids. The record is from RefSeq and is a predicted model, not a curated record. Gene Ontology annotation, cellular component: cytoplasm. The transcript has 10 exons. Gene Ontology annotation, biological process: aldehyde metabolic process. Lineage: Eukaryota; Metazoa; Chordata; Actinopteri; Syngnathiformes; Syngnathidae.
GGUGUGCAACACCGCACUGCAAGCACAACAACACGCCGCUGGUUUGGUGACUAACUCCUGAAAAAGAACAUUUGGAGAUUUUCCCGAAAGAAUGUGGCGGAUUUUGCUGUAAGCGCACACGCACGUCCCAACCCAGCUUUCUGCACACUUCAAGGAAGGCGCGCAGAUCUCGGACGUGCGGGAAAACCAUGAGCCAACCGGCCAGCCCGUCACCUUCCAGCUGGUUCAAAUCUCUACGAAGGACCAGGCUAGGCGAGCCAUGCUUGAAGACUUACCCUGUGGAGUACGAGGACCUGCUCAAGAGAGCCCGGGUGUCCUUCCAGGCCAGGCGCAGCAUCAAGGAGAACUUUCGGCUGGCCCAGCUGGAGGCUGUGGUGCGAAUGCUGGAGGAGCACGAGUGCGACUUUGUGGAUGUGCUCAGCAGGGAUCUUCGCAAGCCACGAUUUGAGACGAUCGUGUCAGAAUUGAUCGUGGUCAAAAAUGAGGCCCAGUAUGCAAUCAGCAACUUCAGGAAAUGGAUGCAGCCGCAGCAGGUGGAAAGAAACCUGUCCACCACCCUGGACGAGUGUCUGACGGUCAACGAGCCCUUGGGGGUCGUGUUUAUCAUCGGGGCCUGGUGCAGUCCGGUCCAAAUGUGCCUGGUGCCGCUGGUGGGAGCCAUCGCAGCAGGUAACUGCGCCAUCAUCAGCCCUGCUGUGUGCACGGCUCACACGGCAGCACUUCUUCAUCGUCUCAUCCCGUCCUACUUGGACAACGAAUGCUUCCACGUAAUUCUUGCAGGCAUCAAUGACUUGGCUGACAUCGUGGAACUAAAAUUUGAUCAUGUUUUCUUUUCUGGAACCAGAGAUGAAGGAAUUCGCAUUUCUCAAGCUGCGGCUCAGUGUCUGACAUCCGUCACCCUUGUCCUUGGUGGGAAGAAUCCGUGUUACGUCGACCAGAACUGCGACGUUACCACCACAGCCCAACGCAUCGCCUGGGCCCGCUUUCGCAAUUCGGGCCAGAGCUUGGUGGCCCCUGACUACAUCUUGUGCCAUUCACAUGUGAAGACCCGCCUGGUCCAGGCUCUGAAAUGCUGCCUGAUGCGGUUCUACGGUUCGGAUCCCAGAGAAUCCAGCAGCUUCGGCCGCAUGGUGAAUCUGGAGAUAUUUAACCGCACCAAAGACUUGUUGUGGAGAUCCGGCAAGGUGUUCUUGGGUGGACAGGUGACCGAGGCGGAGAAGUACAUUGCCCCAACCAUUUUGACAGAGGUGGACGAGUCAGACCCCAUCAUGCAACAUGAUAUUUUUGGUCCAGUUCUUCCAGUUCUCACUGUAAACAACGUGGAUGAGACGAUUGCCUUCAUCAACAAACAAGAGAAACCCCUCUGUGUGUACGUGUAUUCCAACAACAGCAAGGUGAUUUCAAGAGUCAUGAGUGAAACGACAAGCGGAAGUUUUUGCUCCAAUGACUGCGCCCUGCAGAGUCUGAUGGUGACUUUGCCUUUCGGGGGAGUCGGAGGGAGCGGAACCGGUUCCUACCACGGGCGCGCCACCUUCGACGCAUUCUCUCACAGGAAGUCCUGCCUGCUAAGAAGCACGCGCUUGGAGUGCGUCACCUCCGUGCGCUAUCCGCCUUACGACGAGCGCAAUCUGUCUCUCAUGACGUGGGCCAGCAGUCUGUCCUGGAGGGGCCAGGGCUGGUGCCAAAUCCUCUGACUUCUCUGGAACUGGAGACCUCAUUGUAAUGUAAAAAUCAUAAAAAUAAGCACAACAUCCAGAGAGGGAGGCGGCACAUCGAUUGAAAUGAGAAAGUUGCUGUCAGUCACUGAGUUCCAUAAUGCAGAGAGGAUGAAUAUCAAUACCUAAAUAAGCGUAGUGUUGUAAGUGGAAGUCGAUUUUUGAAAAAUUGUAUAUUCCCACUGAAAGGUUUAUAUAUAUAUAUAUAUAUAUAUUAAAUAAAAUGCACUGAUACGA